Tetrahymena thermophila SB210 is the source of this 1134-nucleotide messenger RNA. RefSeq lists its product as hypothetical. NCBI's taxonomy places the organism in Eukaryota, Ciliophora, Oligohymenophorea, Hymenostomatida, Tetrahymenidae. The transcript has a single exon. The record is from RefSeq and is a predicted model, not a curated record.
AGCAACAAAAAAUAAUCUCAAAAAAUUACCAAAGAAAUGAGCUAAAUUAACUAAGAUGAGUUGAUUAUUAUGAAGAACGUUCUCUUUUUAGCUUAAUCAAGCAAAAAAAGUUUAUAAAGCUAAAGAAAUUUACUAAAUAAAUGGUUUUAAGAUUCUAUUAAGAGCUAUUUUAUGGAGUCCCUUGCAUCUUCCCUGAUCGCUGAUCAUCUUAAUUUAGAAUCUGCAUAAGCAGUUAAAGCUCUUAUUCGCAAUUAAAUAGACUAAAAUAAACCUAAAUAUAUGGGAAUCAUUGAUUAAUAUUUUAAUUAUAUCAAAAAAUACAACCAAUAAUACUCUUUUACAACAAAGCUUCAAGAGAUUCUUUUAGAACCUAUAGAUAUUACUAAUUUGAGUGAAGAUUGUUCUUACAAUUGUAUGAAAAAAGUUAGAAAAUAAUUUGUAUCUUUUCUAAUCUUAAAGUAUUUUAAUUUAUAUGGCCAACAAGAAAUGUCAUCUUUUUACGAUCUUUGGAACAUCUGCUUCCCCUAAGUUGUUUAAGAAAAAAAGAAACUUUCUAAAUAUGAUAAAAAGAACAAAAGUAAAAGGUCAUAAGCCAAUCUUAAAUAAAAGUUUGCUCAAAAUGAUGAAAAUAAUGAGUCUUUAAAAACGUCUUUAAACCUUUUAAAUUGCAGUAUCUCUGUUUCUCUUACUGAUAGAUCAGAAACGAUUGGUUUAUAAGUCCUCGAAAUCCCACGGACAAUAAGCAAUUCAGACUCAUAUUAAGAAUAGUAGUAAAUCCAAUUCCAAAGUAGCUGUAAGUAUGAGCCUAGCUCUUAAAAGUAACCAAUUAAUAAUGGUAUCUUUGAAGAAGGCAGCUAUUAAGAAGAAUGUACUAACUAUUUAGAGCAAAAUUAUAAUUAUUCUACCUUGUAAUAAAAUUAAGACUAAUUUAUUAACUCAAUUCAUAAUUAAGCAAAUCAUUUGAAUUAUGAAGGUUAAUAAGUUUUCCUCUAAGACUAAUAAGAGUUUUUCUAAGAUUAAUAAGAAUAUUAAUACUAUUAAUAGCAUCAAUUAUAUUAAAAUGACUAUUAAUAAAGUUAUUAUCUUAAUCAUAAUAAUGAUCUCUAACAUAUUAACGAAAUUAAUCAUAAUUGA